Molecule: messenger RNA, 1786 nt
Organism: Lactuca saligna
Lineage: Eukaryota; Viridiplantae; Streptophyta; Magnoliopsida; Asterales; Asteraceae
Source: the annotation of a GenBank genome assembly
GUUAGACUUCCUUCAACCUAUUACCAUUUACCAAGGACAUACCGUUAUACUACAAAUCGUUGGUUCAAGUAUCAAAUGUGAACUUCCGAAAAUACAACACAAAGUCACAAAAGUAACAAAACUAUGGUAAAGUUUAUUUUUAUAUUAGAUAAAUCAAUUUGCACAGUACUUGAAUUCAAAAUCAAGUGAAGGUGAAGUCCAAUUCAAAGUCCACGAUCUUACGCGCUUGUCCUCUCUUCCAUGCUAUAUCCUCUUUGAAGUUUGAUCUCUUCAAUUCUUCCAGACAUCGAUCACCAUCUUACUCCCAUCCAAUUUUCAACGACAUCCAUCGUAGACUUUUCCUUGAACUAUUCUUUAGUAUUCAAUUUUCCCCAUUUGCCAAAUUGCUUUAAAUUCCGUUUCUCCCCCUUUCAGUUUCAAUUCAUUUAGAUAUUAUCUCUUUAGCCGCCACAAUAUCUCCUCUCGCAUCCCCCGAAUCGAAGGUUGUCUCUUCUUGUUCAAGAAUCUCAGGAACAUCGUGUGAUUCUUUCCUAACUAAAACCCUGCAAAAUCUAUAUAACAAGAUCCACCAUGUUUGGGAUCAAGAAACCUCAUUUCCAUAGACCUACCAAACACAACUCAGUUGACCCUGGAUUCCCUGGUCAACAUGCUUCAAACCCAUUCGAUUCCGAUGAUGAAAUUGACAAAAAGUCAACACCAAAUCCUGCAAGGAGAACUUCAUCCGAACCUUCUGUUCUAACCCAAGAUUCCCGAGCUGCUCUUUUUGAUGAUGAUGAUGAUAAAGUUAAAGGAUCAGGAUACAAACUCAGUUAUGCAUCAAGAAACAAGUAUAAGAAUGAUUUUGUUGAUUCUGGUGGAAUUGAGAACCAAGAUGUACAAGAACUAGAACAAUAUGCUGCAUAUAAGGCUGAAGAGACUACAAAAACUGUGCAUAGUGCCUUAAAGAUUGCAGAAAACAUAAGAGAAGAUGCUACUAAAACUAUGAUCACUUUGCAUCAACAGGGUGAGCAGAUUACUCGGACUCACAUGACUGCAGCUGAUAUAGAACAAGAUCUUAGCAGGGGUGAGAAGCUGUUAGGAAGUCUUGGGGGCAUUUUCUCUAGGACAUGGAAACCUAAGAAGGGUCAUGCAAUAAAAGGGCCUGUGAUGACAAGAGAUGAUCCUGCCCUUCGAAAAGGUGCCCAUUUGGAACAAAGAGAAAAACUUGGACUUUCAACCACCCAAACUAAAGGACAAUCACAUUCAAGAACACCACCCUCUGAACCUACAAAUGCAUUGCAGAAAGUUGAGUAUGAGAUAACAAAGCAAGAUGAUGCCCUCUCGGAUUUAAGUAACAUACUUGGGGAACUUAAGGAAAUGGCUGUUGACAUGGGUUCAGAGAUCGAAAGACAAAACAAAGCUCUGGAUCCUCUUCAAGAUGAUGUGGACGAACUUAAUUUCAGAGUUAAAGGUGUUAAUCAACGUGCUCGACAUUUGCUUGGAAAAUAAAUCCAAUACAUUUCUGUUAUUUUGUUACCUUUUUGUAUGAUGUGUUUCAUGUUACAAGGUUUGCACAUGAUUAUUAUGCCCAUUGGAAUUCUUUUACUAGCCAUAUAUUGUUUAUGUAUCUCAUUUAAUGCGUUUUACAUGUUCUAAUUGUUCAAGGAAAAAAUAAACAAAUAAAAUAAGCGUUAGAUAAGGUUAUAUGAUGAGUUUGGUUGAUUAAAACUGAUUAUUUUUUAUUUUAACCUUUAAUAAAUAAGGCAGAAUGUGGUACAUAAUUAGAUAAUCAUAACUAGGAAUAAGG